CCAUCUCCUCGAGCCAAGGUUUCCAGGCAAACGACUGACAGCUCCGGCCAGAGCGAGAAGCCUCUCGGAGAACUCGGGAGAGGGGAAGCUGCGCAUGUGCGAGGCAGAGCCCGCUCCUUCCCUUCAUGCUGAGGGGUUGACCAAUGGGAUUAGUUGGAGGACCAGAAGGACUCUGGCCCUCCAGCCAAUCAGAGCGCGGGCUUUGUGUGAAUGAAGAUUGAGCUUCACACAGACUAAAACUUCCUCCUGUGUCCAACAUCUGACAGCCUGUGGGAAACUGAUCCCGGGAGUCUCCAGGGUGAGUUUGAGUGAUUCAAGUGGGACGGCAUGUCAGUAAGUCGGCCAGCAGAGAGAUGAUGUUGUGACUGAACAAGAAAAGCUGAUAUUAGAAGAGGAGGAUUUCCAAACAGAAAUCUCAAACCAAACAUCAAGAUCUGACAGACAUUCAGCUCACUGGGACUGGAAUAUCAUUGGGCUUUGAAUUUGGAAGCAGAAAUGUUUGUCUGUUCUGUCUGCUUCAAAAGAUUUUAAACAUCAGUGUGACUGGAAAAGCACCGAGACACACACACACCCGAGCGAGAGUGUUCUAGUGCACUGAGUGUAGAAAGAGCUUUCACCUGUUACACAGCCUGAAAAAACAUCACCCCAUUCACAGUGAGGAAAGACAUUAUCCAUGUUCUGUUUGAGGACAAGGCUUCAACUGAUCAUCGGACCGAGAGAGACACAAGGACACCCGCACCAUGGAGAAACCGUGGAAAUGUGGGGACUGUGGGAAGGGAUUCAAAUCCCCAUCUGAGCUGGAAACUCAUCGACGCAGUCACACCGGGGAGAGGCCAUUCACCUGCUCUGAGUGUGGGAAGGGAUUCACUCAGUUAUCCCACCUGCUGACACACCAGCGAGUUCACACCGGGGAGAGGCCGUUCACCUGCUCUGUGUGUGGGAAUGAAUUCACUCAAUUAUCUAGCCUGCAGUCACACCAACGAAUUCACACUGGGGAGAGACCAUUUACCUGUUCUGAAUGUGGGAAGGGAUUCAGUAAUUCAUCCCGCUUACUGAGACACCGGCGAGUUCACACUGGUGAGAGGCUGUUCACCUGCUUUGUGUGUGGGAAGGGAUUCAUUGAUUCAUCCAACCUGCUGCGACACCAGCGAGUUCACACUGGGGAGAGACCAUUCAUCUGCUUUGAGUGUGGGAAGGCAUUCAGUGAUUCAUCCACCCUGCAGAUACAUCAGCGAGUUCACACUGGGGAGAGGCCGUUCACUUGCUCUGAAUGUGGGAAGGGAUUCAGUAAUUCAUCCGAACUGCAUAAACACCAGCGACUCCACACUGGGGAGAGGCCAUUCACCUGCUCUCAAUGUGGGAAGAGAUUCAGUAAUUCAUCUGACCUGCAGAAACAUCAACGAGUUCACACUGGGGAGAGGCCGUUCACCUGCUCUCAAUGUGGUAAGGGAUUCAGUCAUUCGUCCAACCUGCAGAGACACCAGCGAGUUCACACCAGGGAGAGGCCAUUCACCUGCUCUCAAUGUGGGAAGGGAUUCACUCAGUCAUCCCACCUGCUAAGACACCAGCGAACCCUCACCAUGGAGAAACCUUGGAAAUGUGGGGACUGUGGGAAGGGAUUCAAAUCCCCAUCUGAGCUGGAAGCUCAUCGACGCAGUCACACUGGGGAGAGACCGUUCACAUGUUCUGAAUGUGGGAAGGGAUUCACUCAUUCAUCCAACCUGCGGACACACCAGCGAGUUCAUACUGGGAAGAGGCCAUUCACCUGCUCCGAAUGUGGGAAGAGAUUUAGUAAUUCAUCCCAUCUGCUAACACACCAGCGCGUUCACACAAGGGAGAGGCCAUUCACCUGCUCUCAGUGUGGGAAGGGAUUCAGUGAUUCGUCCAACUUGCGGACACACCAGCGAGUUCACACUGGGGAGAAGCCGUUCAUCUGCUCUGAGUGUGGAAAGGGAUUCACUCAUUUAUCCACCCGGAUGACUCACCAGCGAGUUCACACCAGGGAGAAGCCAUUCAACUGCUCUGAAUGUGGGAAGGGAUUCAGUCAGUUAUCCAAUCUGCGGACACACCAGCGAUUUCACACUGGGUAGAGAGUGUUCACCUGCUCCGUGUGUGAGAAGGGAUUGAGUAAUUUAUCCAACCAGCAGACACACAGCGAGUUGACACUGAGGAGAGACAGUUCAGCUGUUUUCACUGUGCAAGUUUAGAAGGCCUUCCAACCUGUGGGAACACCAAUGAAUUCACGCCAGGGAGAAGCCAUCCACCUGCUCUGAGUGCGGGAGGGAUUCACUCAUUUAUCCAGCCAGCUGAGACACCAGCGAGUUCACAAUGGAGAGAGACCAUUCACCUGCUCCAAGUGUGGAAAGGGAUUCAGUCAGUUAUGCAACCUGCAGAGAUAUCAGCGAGUUCAGAAGUGAUUCCAAGGGUUGGAUUCUGCUGUUAUUGCUGCUGUUAAUCACAUCCAGGACUGAACCAUGUUCAUUCUGACACUUGGUGAAGUGGGAGGGUUGGAGGGUUUCUUUCUGCUGGACUGGCCAGUCUCAUGACUUUGCUCCCAGUGGGCUGAUGCUCUUUGAGCCAGGGAGUGCACAUUCCACUGAAAUGAUCUGCAAAAACUGAUGAAGUUCACUUAUUUUAUCCUGGAUAGUAAAUAGUUGUUUGGUCGUACAGAACUUGA
Messenger RNA from Carcharodon carcharias (great white shark), 2677 nucleotides. RefSeq names its product zinc finger protein 229-like. Gene Ontology annotation, biological process: negative regulation of transcription by RNA polymerase II. The record is from RefSeq and is a predicted model, not a curated record. The transcript has 4 exons. NCBI's taxonomy places the organism in Eukaryota, Metazoa, Chordata, Chondrichthyes, Lamniformes, Lamnidae. Gene Ontology annotation, molecular function: DNA-binding transcription repressor activity, RNA polymerase II-specific. Bases 741 to 2090 code for a protein of 449 amino acids.